This is a messenger RNA of Raphanus sativus (radish), 713 nucleotides long. Its product is annotated as sm-like protein LSM7. The transcript is spliced from 6 exons. Lineage: Eukaryota; Viridiplantae; Streptophyta; Magnoliopsida; Brassicales; Brassicaceae. Gene Ontology annotation, biological process: mRNA splicing, via spliceosome; nuclear-transcribed mRNA catabolic process. Gene Ontology annotation, molecular function: RNA binding. Bases 189 to 488 code for a protein of 99 amino acids. The record is from RefSeq and is a predicted model, not a curated record. Gene Ontology annotation, cellular component: U2-type prespliceosome; catalytic step 2 spliceosome; U12-type spliceosomal complex.
UCAAAACCACCGGUUAGAGAUCUUAAACCAGAGAGUCCUUUACUAGUUCCGACUCUCUCUGACUUCACAAAAUCGUCCCUUCGAUUUGCAUUUCGCCUACGUUUCUGUUUCGGUUUCUCUUUCUCUUCCGACCGUUCAGAUCUUCGUCUCCCGAUUUGUGGAAUUCCUGUCAAAGGGUCUGCUCUAACAUGUCAGGAAGAAAGGAAACAGUGUUAGAUUUGGCUAAGUUUGUGGAUAAAGGUGUGCAAGUUAAGCUCACCGGUGGUAGACAAGUCACUGGAACUCUCAAGGGAUAUGAUCAGUUGCUCAACCUUGUUCUGGACGGAGCAGUUGAGUCUGUGCGAGAUCAUGAUGAUCCUUUGAAGACUACCGAUCAAACAAGACCUCUUGGUUUAAUUGUUUGUCGUGGAACUGCGGUGAUGCUUGUCUCACCAACGGAUGGCACUGAAGAAAUCGCUAACCCGUUUGUUCAACCAGAAGCUGUCUAAAGUGUUUCUUUCAAUACAGAAUCUCUCUCUCUCAUUUAUGUUUUUUAAGUUGGGGGUUUUAGAGAGUAUUAUGUAUCUAAGUAUUUAAGUUGGGAACAUUUAUUUCUAUGUGCUCAGGUCCGACUCUGCCUAGCAAUUAGAGUGUGAUUUGAACUGUUUUUGAGUUUAUCAUUGAACCAAAUUUAAGUUGGUAUCAACAAAGCUCGAGCCCCUUGUUAUGGUGUU